Molecule: messenger RNA, 408 nt
Organism: Helianthus annuus (common sunflower)
Lineage: Eukaryota; Viridiplantae; Streptophyta; Magnoliopsida; Asterales; Asteraceae
Exons: 1
Coding region: 1-408 (135 amino acids)
Source: RefSeq, a predicted model, not a curated record
AUGUCUCGUAUUCCCACUACUGAUGCGUUGAGUAGGAGAGGUAUAGAUAUCGGCGACGGGUUGUGUCCCUUGUGUAGUUCCGAGGAAGAGUCUACUGAUCAUCUCCUCACCUCAUGUGUCGUGGCUGUUAUAUUGUGGCAGAAAAUUAGUCUUUGGUGUCGGAUUCCGCCCAUCUUCGCGUUUUCUAUCAAAGAUUUGCUAGAGAUUCACAAAACGGGUAAUCUUAAAGGCGGGGAGAGGGAGGCCCUGCACGGUAUCAUCACUGUUGCGUGUUGGUGUUUGUGGCUGGCUCGGAACAAGGUGAAGUUCUCGGCUUCCGAAAUCAAGGUGGAUAGCGUCUUUAGCGAUGUUAAAUCUCUGGGUUAUUUAUGGUUUAAAAAUAGAUAUAAGUGCAAACCUAUUUCGUAG